AAAGCACCUGAAAACGACAGAGAGAGAAAGAGAGAGAGAAAUCAAAGAAGGAUGAAGAAAUUCAAAAGAAGCCUUAUCCUUUUGCUGAAGACGAAGGAGUGGUUUUCUUCAGUAUUAGAUUAGCAACAAAGAAGGAGGAGUUGUAGUGGCAGAUGGAGAGAAUGCUUCAGUUUGGUUAACAGGGAUACUGGGAGAGAAGAUACCAUCUUUUAGUUCUGCAACCUGGUGUAGGACAAGUAAUCGUAAAGGGAUUGGAUUAAGACACAAGGCUACCAACCAUCCACCUAAAUGACUCACUGACAUGCAACUGAGCUAGUGAUCAAGCUGUGAAGGGGCCUUGAUCCCACACUGGGACUCCAGGUCUGCCCUUCUACUCUAACCCUGCAGCUGGAGGUGCCGUCAGGAACAUGAGCGUGGGAAGAAUCAACCGCUACAGCAUUGUGUCAUCUGAAGAAGAGGGUCUGCGCCUCACUACCAUGCAUGGUAUGAAUGGAUUUGGCAAUGGCAAGAUCCACACACGCCGCAAGUGCCGCAACCGCUUUGUGAAAAAGAAUGGCCAGUGUAAUGUGCAGUUUGCCAAUAUGGACGACAAGUCGCAGCGCUACAUGGCCGACAUCUUCACAACGUGUGUUGAUAUCCGCUGGCGAUGGAUGCUCGUAGUCUUUACUCUUGUGUUUGUUGUGUCUUGGCUGGCCUUUGGCUUAGCUUUUUGGGUUAUAGCUUUGCUGCAUGGAGAUCUGGACAACCCAGCUGGAGAUGACAACUUCACUCCAUGCGUUCUACAGGUCAAUGGAUUUGUGGCUGCCUUUCUAUUCUCCAUUGAAACACAGUCUACCAUAGGUUAUGGCUACCGCUGUGUGACUGAAGAGUGCCCAGUAGCUGUCUUUAUGGUGGUCUUUCAGUCUAUAGUUGGCUGCAUCAUUGACUGCUUCAUGAUUGGCGCCAUCAUGGCCAAGAUGGCAAGGCCUAAGAAGCGAGCACAAACGCUCUUGUUUAGCCACAAUGCCGUCAUUGCCAUGCGGGAUGGAAAGCUGUGUCUAAUGUGGAGGGUAGGGAAUCUGCGCAAGAGCCACAUUGUUGAGGCCCACGUCAGAGCACAGCUCAUCAAACCUCGGAUAACUGACGAGGGGGAAUACAUCCCUCUAGACCAGAUAGACAUUAAUGUGGGCUUUGACAAAGGCCUGGAUAGGAUUUUCUUGGUUUCACCUAUCACUAUUCUACAUGAGAUAGAUGAGGAGAGCCCUCUUUUUGGGAUCAGCAAACAGGACUUGGAGACCGCAGACUUUGAGAUUGUUGUCAUCUUGGAGGGAAUGGUUGAAGCAACCGCCAUGACCACCCAGGCUCGCAGCUCCUACUUGGCCUCAGAGAUCCUUUGGGGACACCGGUUUGAGCCUGUGUUGUUUGAGGAGAAGAACCUGUACAAGGUGGAUUACUCUCACUUUCACAAAACUUAUGAGGUGCCGUCCACCCCCCGCUGCAGUGCCAAGGACAUGGUGGAAAACAAGUACCUAGUCCCCAGCUCGAAUUCUUUCUGCUAUGAAAAUGAGCUGGCCUUCCUUAAUCGCGAUGAUGAGGAAGAGGAUGUAGGUGGUGGAAGCAGAGCACUGGCGAACCUCAGUCCAGAUCGAAAUAGCCGACCUGAAUUUGAACGCAUACAGACCACCAGGGUCCUGGAUCAAAGGUCAUAUCGUAGAGAAUCGGAAAUAUGACCUCUACACUUUGACCUGAGGGUCAAAUUUCAAUAACUUUAUUAAGGGUAAAAAUGCAGAACAAUGCAAAGUGCCAUAGGAAAAGCUGACUACUGUGAAAGAGUGUAAAGGUGACAGGACAACAGUAAAAGGGACUUAAUUGGAAGAAAUGGGUAAAAGUGGGUGUAUGCAGCUUGGCAAAUUGUGGUAAAGAAUGUCUACAAACAAGGAAAAAGCUAGAGGGAUACCUUCUUCCUUUAUGGAAACUUGAAUCUUUUUUCACACGGUCAUUUUGAGUUUAGAGUGUUAACUGAUAGAGCAUCAAAAAACCUUUAUGACAAAACCUUAUAAUCGAACCUUAGGUGUAAAUACAUUUAUUAGAUAAGUUAUGUUUUGUGUGCAGUAUCAGUUUCCAAAAACACUUAAAAUUAAGAGUUGCUAUUUCAAAUUGUUCUUGAGAUCAAAGAUAAUGUUGGAAGGCUUCUCUUAAGCUCUCUUCGAAUUGCUGCGAUUUGCUGGAAUUGCAUUCAGUGACACAUUGAAAAUUUGUGCACCGCAGCAUUCAGAUGCAAUGAGCCACGAUCAAACAUCUGACCAUGAGCCGCUAAGAACAACACAAGUCUACAACUUCAUUCGAAACUCAAGCUAGGGACCCAGACAAGAAUAUAAAGGAAGGUGUUAAACAGAAAUGAAACUGAAUUUACUCCCUAUUUAUAAUGACCUAAUUCCUCUUACAAGCUAACAAACCAUGAUUUGGCUGCCUACAGAUAUGAUGACAUUUGCAAAUACGGUUCAACUAAGAAGUCAAGUAAAACAAAACUUAAUCACUGAUUUUAGACAAUCGUGCUACAGGUGGCAAUAUCAAAGUUUGUACUGAUCAAAUUAAUAAAUAAACAACCCUUAAAAAUGCACACUGAAGUGCUCUUUUACUUUUUCCACUUAUGUGACAAGCAAAGAUCAAUUAAAACCUUUAUGUUAUCACUUUUCACUACUUUAUCCUGAAUUCUAUCAAGACAAAACUGGUAUAAACUGACAACACUUAAUGUUUUUUUUAAAAAUGGAUCUAUGCAUAUUAACCUAUCAGGGGACAAGCAUCCUAUAGAGCUAAGUGUGUGAGAUAAAAUUAUCUAAAGGGAUUAAUUCAACGAAUGCCCAAUGCUUAAAAAAACAAACUGAAAUUAAAAGGUAUGGUGUCAAUUUCCUGCUACUAACUGCUACUGAAGUUUAUUUCAUCAGAGUUAAAUUAAAUUUACAGUAAACUGACUGUCAAAAAUGGAUAAAGGAAGACUGCUUGAUAGAUUUAUUUUGUCUGAGAGUGGGUCUAUGAUUAGGUUAAAUCACAAAUCUAAGAUUUAGUUGUUUGUAUCCUAAAUGAACGAGCACCAUAAAGUCUCCAGCAUGGUUGCUUCGCUCACUGCUGCAACCUCGUCUCACAGUCUCUUGUAUUUAAACCUGCUAGUAUGGCGCAGGAAGCUGCUGCAUUAUUCUCUUGAAUGAUAUUUGCUGCCACUCAUACUAUAUCACCACAUAAGUGCUGAUAUAGGAGGAGAAGAAGUCAAAAUCAGAAGCCAAGACUUUGUUGAGUGUUUUUCCACAGACUCUCAAACCUUUCCUCCCUCUGUAUAUCUGUAUGUCUCUGAGCUUCUGUGGCGGAGUAUCAUUAAGAUGGCAGUAAAAGCCGACACGCUCAUACACUCGUGUCUUCACCCAAGCUGCGAGCAGCCACGGCGUCACACGUCAGGUUACAAAAAUUGAGAGGUACACAACCAGCACAAGGUACAUAACAGAUGAUGUGACAUCUAAAUCAGCGUGCGACACCAGCGACACAGCGAGCAUAAUGACCCCAUUAGGCAGAUGAGUGUGUGUACAACACUUUAAUGCUUUUAGAUUAAGUUUAAAAUACUCAAAAUGUAUAAACCAACUUUAUAACUGCUCUGACAUUUCUAUUCAGUUUACAUCAACAGUGGUUAUAUUUGACUACUGUUGUUAUAAUGUUACUAAGAGAGCUUAUUUCAAACUAUACUUGGAUUGUAGAUUUACAUGACAACAUUUUAUUGAUGAUACAACAAACUGAUCCUUCAUUUAGCUGAAAAGUCAGACGUGCAACAGUAACACACACAAAAAAAGACAGUGUUCCCUUUUUUAAUACUUGACUUUUGCUUUUAAAACAGUACAUACUGUAGACAGCUAAAUGCAGUUUAGCAAUAUGCUAAUAAAUGAGUUAAGACACUGGAGGGAGUUCAGAAUAGAAGCAAUAAACACUGAAGCACACUUUUUUAAAAAUGCGCUUGUUCAUGUUCAUUCACAGAUAACAAGUAAAAGGUUUUGUGCAAGGAUAAUGACCAUAGAGGUUUUUUUUGUUUGUUUUUGGAGUUUUUUUGUAUUUUACUUAUAAUAAAACUUGUAAUAAAAAUAAUUUCUCAUGAUUGAUACCAAAGUAGUGGAGUGUAGCCUGGACUUAACUUGUUAAGUAAUUGCUCCCACCUUAAUCUUCCAAAACCAGUUCAGACAGAAUGGGUAGAUAGGCUCUAAGAAGGAGUUUGAGUCUCCAGUUUGCAUAUUUAAAUCAUUUCUAAAACUACAUCAAAACAUACAGUAUAUAUCUGUCAAAUAAAAAUCUAAAACCAAAUCAAGUAAUCUUUUAUUUGUAGUUUGCUAUAUAGAGAGUAGGUUAAAGUAACUAUAUAGAAUUAUUAAGCAUGAUAGCUUUUCUCUAUGGCAUGGACAAUAAGAUUUUAAAAAAAAGAGUCCUUAUUCUAUACCAUGCCAAUUUAUCAUCCAAACCUCAACAUGCUCAGCAUAAAGUUCAGCUUAAUUAUUACCUCAGUAAAAUGUGUAUUUCAUGGUCCUAUACAAAAAAUUAUGGCAAACAAAAGAUUCUAUAUGUGCAAAGAAGGAGAUUUAGGUCUCAUUCACACAGGCCUAGAGACCAGUCGGUGGCCACUGAGCAGCCACUGGUAUCUAGGAAGAAAUUUGUAUUUUCUAACUGGUUAUUGGUAGGUGGUGAGGCUGUUGGCUGUCGUUGGGUGAAAUUGGUCACAAAGACGUAUACGGACGGGUAGAGCACCCUCUUUAUGACCGAUUUCACCUGGCAAUAGCUAGGAACCUCCUGCAACCCCUCAACAACUGGUUAGGAAACACCAGUUUCUCUAGCAACCAGUGGUUGCCAAGGGUCACCAGCUACUGUCUGUGCCUGUUUGGCUGAGGCCUUAACCGAUUUAAAGAAAUAGGAAAUAGAAAAAAGGAACCAUAAAAUGGUUAUUAUGCUGGUCACAAUGACUAAUGUUUUCAGUUAAGUUGUCAUACGUGUGAGUCUAAGAUACUUCUUGGCUAUAUGUUGCUUUUUUUGUAGGAUGUAGUGAAACAUAAAUAGAUUUUUUGGGGCUUAUAAAUGAAGCAUCCUUUACCUACCCUGAACAUUCAUAUGUUCAUUACCUUCUGGGAAGGUUUUGCACACUGAUGUGUGAAGCCUCUGCACCUACUCACGAAACUUUAGUGAUAAAAAACAGGUGAAGUGUCUACAGCUUCCACGCUGCAUUAAAGAGAUUCAUUAAAUUCAAUUUCUACUGAAUAUUUUUUUUCAAAGAUUGUUUUUCAUUUUCAUGUUGCCCACCUGAGCCCU
This is a messenger RNA of Haplochromis burtoni (Burton's mouthbrooder), 5310 nucleotides long. It is a transcript of the gene kcnj12a, whose product is annotated as potassium inwardly rectifying channel subfamily J member 12a. The transcript has 2 exons. Gene Ontology annotation, cellular component: plasma membrane. Bases 408 to 1709 code for a protein of 433 amino acids. The record is from RefSeq and is a predicted model, not a curated record. Gene Ontology annotation, molecular function: inward rectifier potassium channel activity. Gene Ontology annotation, biological process: regulation of monoatomic ion transmembrane transport; potassium ion import across plasma membrane. Lineage: Eukaryota; Metazoa; Chordata; Actinopteri; Cichliformes; Cichlidae.